Aspergillus calidoustus is the source of this 1401-nucleotide messenger RNA. The record is from the annotation of a GenBank genome assembly. NCBI's taxonomy places the organism in Eukaryota, Fungi, Ascomycota, Eurotiomycetes, Eurotiales, Aspergillaceae.
AUGGACUUUGAUGACAUUAGUCUCACCAAGUUUAAUAAAACACAAAGCGAAUGGUUCGCACUUUGCUCUCGUUCUGGCCUCGGGAUCUGCCAGUUGGCGGAUCAGUACCGACACCGCGAUGAUUGCUUCCUCCGUUCUAUGCACCGUGGCUCGUUCAACUUUAGCAUCCGUCUCCACUGGGAAGAUGGUAAGGAGGACUGGCUUAUUCGCUUCCCAAUACCGGGAAAGUCCAUGUUCCUCGACCAAAAGGUCUACAGGGAGGCCGUGCUCAUGAAACACAUUGCCGAGGAGACUAAUAUCCCCGUCCCCAAGAUCAUCUGUUAUGGCAGGGCAUCCGAGAAUUCCACCGGUCUUGGCCCGUUCAUUAUCAUGACAUGGGUCGAGGGAAAGAAACUGUCUGAUGUCCUAAGAGACGAAGACAGCGAAGUCGACAUGCUGAAUCCCAAUCUAGCUCCAGAUGUUCUAAAAAGAGCAUAUUACCAGAUAGCCGGGGUACUGAGCAGCCUCUGGAGCCUCAACUUUGACAAAAUUGGCUCUCUCGGCGAGGAGAGCACAAAUGGAAAAAUCGUCAUCGACGGGCCUCCACUGACCCAAGAAGUCAACGAGUUAAUCAGAGCAAGCGGCAUUCAAGAUCCCUCGCCCCAGCGGACAUAUCACACCUCCACUGACUAUAUCAAAUUCCUGCUUGAUCUACAAUCGACGCAGCUCGAGCAGCAGCGGAACAGUGUAUAUGAUUCCGAAGACUGCAGGAAUAAAUAUGCCUGUCGCCAGCUUAUGAAAGCUAUCGCGUUAAACUUCAUUCCGAGUAAUGACGAUGGCCCGUUCAAGCUCUUUUGCGAUGACUUUGGGCCCGGGAACGUCCUCGUAAACGAUGAACUAGAAAUAGUCGCGGUCAUUGACUGGGAGUUUUGCUAUGCGGCCCCUUCGCAGUUCGCAGCGAGCAUUCCAUGGUGGUUACUCUUGAGGCGACCCGACUACAUCGUCGACGAUAUCGGCCCAGCCUCUUUCUUCGACGCAUUCCUCCCAAAGGCGAAUACCUUUAUACAAGCCCUGGAGGAGCGGGAACGGACUCUGGGUUUAAACACAGAGGAUAACCGAUUAUCUGCCCACAUGCGACAGUCUUUGGAAAAUCGUUCCGCGUGGUUCAUGCUCGCAUGUCGCAAAAUUGCGUCGGUAGAUUUGAUAUACUGGGACCUGCUCGAUGAAUAUUGCUGGGGGCCCCGGUCGUCCAUGGCCGAUCGAGCUCACGCUUUUACGGGAAUGGGCGAGAUGCAUCAGGGGCGGGAGAAUUUUGUUCGCUUGAAGAUACAGCAGCUGCGUGAGUACUAUAAGGAGCUUGGGGAAGAGACAGAUGUCAGCUAUGAGCCGCCUCCCUUGAGUUCUCAGACCACCCAAGAAUAG